Cylindrotheca closterium is the source of this 678-nucleotide messenger RNA. NCBI's taxonomy places the organism in Eukaryota, Bacillariophyta, Bacillariophyceae, Bacillariales, Bacillariaceae. The record is from the annotation of a GenBank genome assembly.
AUGCAUGGGCAAAAACGGUGUCGAAUAUCCACUACUAAUUGCAACCAACACUUCGCAUACAUACAACAUCUGGCCAAAAAUCCAAAGGGUAUUCUCGAACAAGUCCCUGUAUCAUCUGAAGAUAUUGUGGAGGCUGUCGCCACCUUGACUGGCACGAAACCCCAACUGCCCAAUAUCACAAGUCUGAACAUGACGAACUGGAUGCUAAACAUGAUGGCGAAGUUGGCCCAUUUUUUUAAUUGCUGCUGCUUGGCAUCUCUUAUUUUGGUUUUCCGACGAGGCACCCACGUUGCUCGGCAGGAGACCACAUAUUUCAUUUGCAAUUCCCACCCCAAUCCUAAGCAAAACGGUGGAACAUGGGAGAAAUCGAACGAGCGCUACAAUAUGGACACACAAGAGUGUUCACACAAGUUCAAUCAUGGGGCUGUGAAAUAUGAGGUCGCGAUGUCCCUUCUUGAGCCGCAGUGUGCUUGGAUCAGUGGGCCGCAUAAGGGAGGGAAACACGAUCUUACGAUCUUUCAAGAAGGAGGUCUGAAGCAAAAGCUGAAGCGGUGGAAACAGGCAAUUGUUGAUAGGGGUUAUACAACCAGCAAAGAAGACGAAAAAUACAUCCUUUGUAUCCCAAGAGAAACCGAUUCUGUGACGCUCAAUGAAUACAAGGGAAGAGCUAGACUUUGA